Messenger RNA from Morone saxatilis (striped sea-bass), 2521 nucleotides. RefSeq names its product kalirin-like. Gene Ontology annotation, molecular function: protein binding; guanyl-nucleotide exchange factor activity. Lineage: Eukaryota; Metazoa; Chordata; Actinopteri; Moronidae. Gene Ontology annotation, cellular component: cytoplasm; postsynaptic density. The record is from RefSeq and is a predicted model, not a curated record. Gene Ontology annotation, biological process: axon guidance; intracellular signal transduction.
GAACGUCGUCUCCACAUGUACGUGGUUUACUGCCAGAACAAGCCGAGGUCAGAGUUCAUCGUCAUCGAGUACGAGAACUUCUUUGAGGAGAUCCAGCAUGAGAUCAGCUGCAGGAUGUCGAUCAGUGAUUAUCUGAUCAAACCCAUCCAGAGAAUCACCAAGUACCAGCUGCUGCUGAAGGAUUUUCUCAAGUACACGUCCAAAGCAGGACUGGACUGCGAAGAGAUUGAGAAAGCGGUGGAGCUGAUGUCCAUGGUACCGAAACGCUGCAACGACAUGAUGAACCUGGGACGCCUGCAGGGAUACGAGGGGAAGUUGACGUCUCAGGGGAAGCUGCUGCAGCAGGAGACGUUCUGUGUUUGGGAGCAGGACGGAGGAGUUCUGUCUCGCAGUAAAGAGCGAAGAGUGUUCCUGUUUGAGCAGAUUGUCAUUUUCAGUGAACUGCUGCGUAAAGGCUCCAACAACCCGGGAUACCAGUUCAAGAACAGCAUCAAGGUGAGUUACCUGGCGAUGCAGGACAGCGUGGACGGGGAACCCUGUAAGUUCGUGUUGUGGUCUCGUGGCUCGGCGGAACGCUUCACGCUGCAGGCGUCCUCCACCAGCAUCAAGAUGACCUGGGUGGAGACCAUCGCCACCCUGCUGGACGCCCAGAACAACUUCCUGUCAGCUCUUCAGUCUCCCAUUGAGUACCAGAGGAAGGAGGGCGGGAUCUCUGUGACCCGCCCUCUAUCGUCAGGGCGACCUCCGUCAGCCCCGCCCACGCCCAACGGCCACGCCCCUCAGCCUCCUCCGGACAGCGAGCAGGACGACCAGGAGCUGGUGCUGGUGCUGCAGGACUUCGUGGCGGUGCGGGAGGACGAGAUCUCGGUGUUUCGUGGGGAGAAGGUUCAGAUCCUGGCGUCCAACCAGCAUGGUCAGAGUCUGGUCUACCGGCCGGCCAACAGUGACUCACCGGCCGCCGAGGGCUGGGUGCCGCGCAGCGUGCUCAACACACACUGACACACACACACACACACACACACACACACAGACAGCAGGGUUCGUUUACACACACACACACACACACACUGACAAUACUGCUCACUAACAGGGCCAAAGGCAUGCUGGGAAAUUACUUUAUGACUCUGUGGAGCCUUAAGAUGGUCAGUUACUCAAAAAAUUCAAUCUAUUACUCGUUACUCUUUUAAAAAGUAAUAUUACUUUACUUAUUAUUCCCAACAGUAAUUAGGAGAAAUACAUUUGUCACAGUUAAGAAGUUAAAACCAGAAAGUGUUUAUGCUUAAUCAAUAAUUAAAUCUUUCUAUUUACGUAGAUCAAUUGAACAAUUGAAAUGUGCUCUGCUGCCCCCUACAGGCAGGGAUAACACACACAGGUGUAAAGACAUCCUGCUAGUGUCCUCUAGAGGGAGCCCUUCUAAUCCACCAGACUCCAUUGAUAAAAACACUGAUUUUACCUCAGAACAGAGGAGUUUUUCUGCUCUACCGCUGCCUCACUCUGUGAGUCUGUUUGUGUGAUUGUGUGACUUUAAUGUUUUUGGAGAGAGCUGUCUGACAGCGAGGUGAAGUGGACAAAAUAUUCUAAACAUAGCGUAAACUGAUUUAUUAAAAUAGCUUACAUUAUGCUGCCACAGAAGAACUCACAAACUGUGAAUUUCUUGCAUUUUUCCUCCAUAUGAUCCACAACUUUUAAAUAAAGUUGUUUAUUGUUGUUGUCAUUGUCAUUCUCUAGUGAUAGUUUAUGCUGCAAAGUGCCAGAUAAUAGUGAAAAAUGCCCAUGGCAACUCCAAGUCUCACAAUUGUUUUUUGGACAAAUGAACACAGCAGAACUAAAAUAUAUUUAAUUUUAAUGACAUAAAAGAGAGAAACCGACUUUACUUUAGUGAGUGAGUGAGUUUCUUCUGAUUAAACUCAAUCAGAUAUCCAACUUUAUGUUUCUCUAUCCUUAACUGAUUGAUUACUGUGUGGCCCCUCAGAUUCAUGUUGUGACCCUUUAGAGGGCCCCCAACCGUCCUUUAGGCUCCACAUUCACAACUAAUGAGAGAUAAAGUUUCCUAACACACUUCAGGCCCUGAUUGAUGCCAGUAUCACACACACACACACACACACACACUCCAGCAGCAGGUACUGUUACUCUCCUCCCUCCUUCCUGGUGCUUCAACAUUCAGCCAAAACGCCGCACUCACCUCGGCCAAUCAGACGCCGCCGCCACCGCCGUCACGGCCGGCCUCCAGUUUACUGCCCCGAGCAACCACUCUGAUGACAUCACAAACUGUUUCCUGUGGGUCAGCGGGAGGGAGACCACGCCAUCAUCACCACCGCCACCGCCAUCGCCGACAGACUGGUAUUCCAGGAAGCUGCGGUUGCCUAGCAACAAGAGACAAUUUAAAAAAAAGAAAAGAAAAGAAAAAAAAGAACUUCCUGGAAGAAGAAGAGGUGAAACGACCCGUCAGCCAAUCAGAACUGAGCUCUGUCUGCGUGUCAUCCUGUUAAUAGUGUGUAUAAACAGACUGAGGACACACACA